AGCAGUCGGAUUAUCGACAGAUCCGCGGGAAUCGUCAGCUGUUCAUAACCGAAGAAGGCACAUAGGUUGUCAAUACCGUUCACCGUGAAAUUUAUCUUCAGAAUCAACUCCCUCUGUGCAGAUUCCGAUAGUUGUGAGCUUCCGUCGUCAUGUCUGGUCUCGGAGAGACGAUACGAGAAAAUGCUGGAGCUUUCCUGGCGACUUUACAGAAGGAUCCUCUCACCACCCUUGUGGGCCAAAAAAUCGAGCAAGCUACAGAUGCCUCCCUAGCAUCUGAGAACUGGGCCUUGAACAUGGAAAUAUGUGACAUCAUCACCGAAACAGAUGAGGGUCCAAAGGAUGCUGCCAAGGCCAUUCGGAAGAGACUGAUGACCAACGCGGGCAAAAACUACACUGUUGUCAUGUACACCCUGACUGUCUUGGAAACUUGUGUGAAAAAUUGUGGUCGCCGUUUCCACCUCGUCGUCAGCCAGAAAGAUUUCGUGCAGGACUUGGUGAAGCUGAUCGGUCCGAAGAACGACCCACCGACAGCUGUUCAGGAGAAGGUUUUGUCUCUCAUCCAGAAUUGGGCUACUGCCUUCCGGAGCAAUCCCGAAAUGCAGGGAGUCGUACAAGUGUACACAGAUUUAAAAGGGAAGGGCGUCGAAUUCCCACAGAGUAAUGUCGAAACCACGGUUCCUAUACAUACACCGCAGCGAACGGUCUCAUCGCAGGAAUCCCGAGCUUCGUCCGCGGCAUCGGUCCGCUUAGGCGGUUCAGCCAUGCACGGAGAGCUAGUGAUACCGACACCAGUUCAGCUCACUCCCGAAGCGACACAGAAACUGAAGGCAGAGCUCGACAUCGUACAACGCAAUAUGCAUGUUUUCGGUGAAAUGUUGAAUGAGCUGGAGCCCGGCUACGAACAUCCGAGGGAUUGGGAUCUACUCCAGGAGCUUUUGAAAACAUGUCACGCGAUGCAAACUCGUAUCGUAGAACUUGUCGAUAAAGUUUCUAACGAGCAAAUAACCAGCGAAUUGCUCCGACUCAACGAUGAACUGAACAAUUUGUUCAUCCGAUAUGAACGGUUCGAGAAAAGACGGUCGGCUCUCGUCUCGCAGACACGUUCAUCGAUAUCAGCUACAAGCGCCACGCCGACCACGUCUUUGAACAGUCCACAGAAGAGCUCGGUAGGACAAGCCUCGGCGGCACUGAUCGAUUUCGAGGAUGAAGCGAGUGCGAUGCAGAAGCUGAGUUUAUCGGAAGCUGGACCAGCCACCAAACCAAAAACGCCAACCACAGUCGAGUCUCCAAAUGAGGCGGAUGAAUUCGAAGCUUUUGCGCAGUCUCGAACAGCCAAGUUCGCCGUUCCCGGAGCCCCGACCAACUCGAUGCCUGAUAACGCGAAUGACUUCCAGGAAAUGGAAGAAUGGCUCGAAGCUCAGGACGCUACCGAGAACCCGCCACCUGCGAGCAGCACAGGGGCGGUUUCAUCAUCAGACUUCGACCGUUUCCUUCAAGAGCGAGCAGCUGCGGCCGAUAGAUUGCCCACAAUACAGGCUCAAGCAGGUCCAGCCAAAGAAACGAAAAAAGACGACCAAAAUCUGCUUGCCCUCUAAUGGGUCGGGCCCCUCGCUUCCACUCGCAGUGAUUAGCGGCUUUUAUCUACUUUCAAACCUCUUCGAUGAUCCGGAAAUAUGACUGAUGUUCCCCCUGGGGAUGAACUCCGAAGGACGAGUUGAAUAUUGACUGUUCUCUGAUACCCUCUCAUUCCUCUGGCAAGCACCUUGUGGAUCCAUCCGAUAUACCAUAAUUUCUAGAUGCGUUCAUUUGGAAAAACGGAAUAUUUUUGAAUUGUUUGUUCUGAUCUAUGAUAUGUUAGAAGAGAGUUUUCGACGCUGCUGGGUGCUGGACUCGCGACCUCGGGUCAGAAUCCAGGGAGACGAUCUGCAUUGCACACUUCUUGGGAUUCUGGGUCCGAACCGCCAGUGAAGAUCGCUUUCCCCACCUUCCCUUGCUGUCCAGAGCUCGAUACAUGGACGUUUACUUUUGCUUCGCAAUUCCUCCAGCCCGCCGAAUCUGGAGGCGUCUCAUCGACGGUCCGCGGCCCCCAGUGAUUCUUGAUGAUGUUUCCGAAUUCCGGAUAAUAAAUGAUCAUUUCUCGGAAC
Molecule: messenger RNA, 2144 nt
Organism: Galendromus occidentalis (western predatory mite)
Lineage: Eukaryota; Metazoa; Arthropoda; Arachnida; Mesostigmata; Phytoseiidae
Product: target of Myb protein 1
Exons: 8
Coding region: 150-1595 (481 amino acids)
Biological process (GO): signal transduction
Cellular component (GO): endosome; membrane
Molecular function (GO): phosphatidylinositol binding; ubiquitin binding; clathrin binding
Source: RefSeq, a predicted model, not a curated record